Molecule: messenger RNA, 237 nt
Organism: Cajanus cajan (pigeon pea)
Lineage: Eukaryota; Viridiplantae; Streptophyta; Magnoliopsida; Fabales; Fabaceae
Source: RefSeq, a predicted model, not a curated record
GCUAAUGCUGGUAUGCCUGCAACAAAUCAUCGAAGGGUUGCUUGCUCCUUUAGGGACCAACAUCUUUUUCAGAUAUUUCAAAUAUCUUUAACAUCAUUGGGUCAACUGAAGAAUGAUGGUAAACUGGUUGUCAAUCAAUUGCAAGAAUUGGCCCUUGCUCUUUCUUUGAAAUGUUUAUCAUUUGAUUUUGUGGGGACGUCUGUUGAUGAAAGUUCAGACGAGUUUGGCACAGUUCAG